This is a messenger RNA of Drosophila albomicans, 1192 nucleotides long. It is a transcript of the gene Tengl3, whose product is annotated as endonuclease G, mitochondrial. Bases 1 to 1026 code for a protein of 341 amino acids. The record is from RefSeq and is a predicted model, not a curated record. The transcript has 2 exons. Gene Ontology annotation, molecular function: metal ion binding; single-stranded DNA endonuclease activity; nucleic acid binding. Gene Ontology annotation, cellular component: mitochondrial inner membrane; nucleus. Gene Ontology annotation, biological process: apoptotic DNA fragmentation. NCBI's taxonomy places the organism in Eukaryota, Metazoa, Arthropoda, Insecta, Diptera, Drosophilidae.
AUGUUUUAUGAAUACCAAAUGGCUUUAAUAGACGAGAAUGCACAGCAAUGUCUUUAUUAUGCGAUGGCGGGUUUUAUGGGAUUUGUUUGUGGUGCCUACUAUCAACAGGAGAUGUCGAUACGUCAACUCUUCGGCAUGAUCCGAAGCGAUCCUAAUAUUUUCCACCAGCGCCAAAAGCUAUAUCCUAUUUUAUCGACAUUUAGAACCGAUCAUGAGGCACGACUUUGGAAGCGAUCCACAUGUGUUUCGGAUAAAAUUCGAAAUUGUCUAAUAUUCUCGCUGUACGACAGCAUUAGCUCGCUGCUUUUCGAUAGGAAGCCACCAGUAUAUACACCUGAUCUCUUGGAUUUAAUAAAAUAUGGAUUGCCCAGCAACGAGAAUCUGUAUGUGCACAAGGAUUACAUUGUAUCGCAGGACCUGCGUACCAAUGCUCCCAAAUGGAUUUGCGAGCAUUUGAGGGGAAACUUUCGCCGAUUAACCACAGACGAUGCCGAGGGGGAUUCAUUGCAUCUGCGCUACAAUGAUGUCUUUGUGCUGAGCUGUGGAGGUACACGGCAUUGCAAGGCCUUUCAACGUGAGAUCUGGCGCAAAUUGGAACAACACGUCACCCGAAUGACGGAGAAAUAUGAUUCGGUGUAUGCCUACACCGGUCCAAUGUAUUUGCCCACUCGACGGCCGGGAGAGAAUUGGUCGCUGGAAUAUCAAAUUGUCGACUGGAUACCGUUGCCAAUGCCAUCGCACUACUUCAAGAUAUUGAUUAUAGAUCCCAAGAUACCGGAUAGUUCGCCGUAUAUGGAGGGCUAUAUCAUUGAUAAUAAGAACACCACGACGAGCAGCAGCUGCGAACUGCAGCAUCAUUUGUGUGAUAUCGGGGAAAUUGAGCGACAUACGGGUCUGCGAUUUUUCGAGGGAAUGCAGUCGGUAGUGCGUUUCGAGAAGGAAAAGUGUAAAGCUGACAGGAUAACGCGAUUUCAGUAUCUAAGUGAAUCUUUUGAUUCGCUGCAUGACGCGUCGUUUCCAAACUAAAACUUCAAAUCAAAAGCGCGCGCUGUUAAUACUGUGCGCUGCUUAACAGUGUACGUUAAUGUUAAUUCAGCUGUAGGGCUCGAUAGAAUAUCGAUAUAUUGAUAAUAAAUUUCAUACUAGUGAACUUUUCUUUUAAAUAAUCGUAUUAAUAAAUUGUUUUAAUAUA